AUGCUGAACGAAUCUUUGGUGUUCGGCCCCUUCGUGAGCCUGGACACCUUCGUCAUCCCGCACGGAGGGAGGUACCCCAUCUUUUUCGUGGGCCUCCUCAUUUAUUUGUUCUGCGUCUUUUGCAACCUGACCCUGCUGAGCUUGAUCAUCCUGCGGAGGAACCUCCACAAGCCCAUGUACUUCAUCCUCUUCAGCCUCCCCCUCAACGACCUGAUGGGCAUCACCGCCAUGCUCCCGAAGGUCCUGUCUGACAUCGUCACCGAGACCAACCAGAUCUCCUACACGCUGUGCGUGUUCCAAGCCUUUCUGCUGCACUUGUAUGGUGGCGGGAUUCUGUUCAUCCUGGCGGCCAUGUCUUUGGACCGCUACAUCGCCAUCUGCAUGCCCUUACGCUACAGCUCCGUCAUGACCCCCAGGGUUGUGGCGUGCAUCGUCGCCCUGACGUGGGGUCUGGACUUCAUCCUCAUCACCUUGCUCUUCUCGCUGCAGUCCAGACUUCCCCGGUGCAAAUCCGUCAUCAAGAACGUGUUCUGCGACAACCCCUCGCUUCUGAAGCUCAGGUGCGGAAACACCACGGUCAACAACGUCAUCGGCUUGUUCGCCACCACCGUCAUGCAGGCCAUAAGCGUGUCCAUUCAGGCCUUUUCCUACGUGAAGAUUCUCAUCACCUGCGUGGUCACGAGGAGGUCUGACGCCAAGAAGAAGGCGAUCAACACCUGCGUGGCGCAGCUGGUGAUCAUAAUCAUAUUCGAGGUCGUGAGCACGUUUACCAUUUUAUCUCACAGGUUCAAAAACGUGUCGAGUGACCUGCAGAAGAUCAUGGGGGUGCUGAUAUUUCUCAUAUCUCCGUUUCUGAACCCGCUGGUGUACGGGCUCUACACCAGCGAAAUACGACACACCAUGCUGAGGGUCUUACAAAACAGAGCCUUUGUCUAA
Messenger RNA from Dunckerocampus dactyliophorus (ringed pipefish), 936 nucleotides. Its product is annotated as olfactory receptor 52B2-like. NCBI's taxonomy places the organism in Eukaryota, Metazoa, Chordata, Actinopteri, Syngnathiformes, Syngnathidae. The coding region runs from base 1 to 936 and encodes 311 amino acids. The transcript has a single exon. The record is from RefSeq and is a predicted model, not a curated record. Gene Ontology annotation, molecular function: G protein-coupled receptor activity; olfactory receptor activity. Gene Ontology annotation, cellular component: membrane. Gene Ontology annotation, biological process: G protein-coupled receptor signaling pathway.